Messenger RNA from Pseudonaja textilis, 745 nucleotides. It is a transcript of the gene CHCHD10, whose product is annotated as coiled-coil-helix-coiled-coil-helix domain containing 10. Gene Ontology annotation, cellular component: mitochondrion; nucleus. Gene Ontology annotation, biological process: mitochondrion organization. NCBI's taxonomy places the organism in Eukaryota, Metazoa, Chordata, Lepidosauria, Squamata, Elapidae. The record is from RefSeq and is a predicted model, not a curated record.
GUUCCAGAACGCGAUUGCGUCACAGCGAGUUUCAAGGAGAUUCCGGGCGUCUCUUUCGCAGCGGCUGCCGGAGCGAAGCCGGUGCAACCGCAGCAGCCACCGACCUCGCCAUGCCCAGGGGCAGCCGGAGCGCGGCGCCUCGACCGGCCGCCACCAGCAAUGCAGUAGCUUCCCACGCUCCUGCUCAUCCACCUCCUUCCGCCAUGGCCGCCCCGACUCAGCCUCAACAGCCUGGCUUGAUGGCCCAGAUGGCUACUACUGCAGCGGGGGUGGCCGUGGGCUCCGCCGUGGGCCACGUGGUCGGUGGGGCCCUCACGGGAGCCUUCAGUGGUGACAGCAGCUCCUCCCAGCCCGCCAAAGUGGCCAGCGGCCCUGUCCAGGAGUCCAGGCAGAUACCAACCCACCAGCCAUCUCAGUAUGGGCCUUGCCUCUAUGAGAUGAGGCAGUUCCUGGAUUGUGCUACUAACCAGAGUGACCUGACCUUGUGUGAGGGUUUCAACGAAGCCUUGAAGCAAUGCAAGCAAGCCAGCGGUGUGGCUUCCCUUUUGUGAAGAAAUGAGAAAGGUCAACCCUGAGCCCCAAGGGAUCCUAAUGGAGGACAAGAGAAUUAGCAGAGAAUCUGGCCAGCUCAGUCUGGUUUUCUCAGUUGUAGAUUUAUAAACAAGGGAAGGUUUUAAGCGCAAGGACAAAUUGAUUUUUGUACAGAGGAAAGUCUAAUAAAAGCAGAUGGUUUAUUUAAAAGUAA